AUGGCCCUCCCUCCCGGUUACGCUAUUGCCGGGGAUAGCUCUCUUCCCGCGAUGGAAGCAUUUUCUGGCGUACCUUCGGGGACAAACACUACCUCCUCCGUCGACCAUUCCCAUUGGUCCCCGUCCCUCUCGGCCUCUCUUUACAAGAUUGACAGCUGGGCUGCCCCUUACUUCUCCGUCAACUCUUCCGGGAACAUAUCGGUUAGCCCGCACGGUGCCGAGACUUUCCCUCACCAAGGGAUUAACCUAAUGAAGGUCGUGAAGAAGGUUUCCGAACUGAAAUUCUCCGGAGAAUUAGGUUUACAAUUUUCUCUUAUUGUACGCUUUCCUGAUGUUUUGAAGAACAGCCUCGAAUCUUUGCAAGCAGCUUUUGAUUCCGCGAUACUUUCUCAAGGCUAUGAUUCGUAUUAUCAAGGCGUUUACCCAGUGAAAUGCAACCAGGAUCGUUUCGUGGGGGAAGGCAUCGUUGAGUUCGGAUCGCCCUUCCGGUUCGGCCUCGAAGCUGGAUCGAAAACCGAGCUCCUCCUUCCGAUGACCUGUCUAUGCAAAAGUAAUCCUGAAGAUUUUCUUGUCUGCAACGGUUACAAAGACGUGGAAUACAUCUCGCUUUCUUUGAUUGCGAGGAAUUCCAUCUGA
Messenger RNA from Nelumbo nucifera (sacred lotus), 636 nucleotides. The record is from RefSeq and is a predicted model, not a curated record. NCBI's taxonomy places the organism in Eukaryota, Viridiplantae, Streptophyta, Magnoliopsida, Proteales, Nelumbonaceae.